ACACUCCAGUAUCCAGGCAGUUCAUGUCCAAUUCGUGUUUCAUGACCGCAGCACUACACGUCCACUCUCUACAUUAGAAAACGUGUAUUUUAUUACCGAGAAUAAUCAAAAUCAGAAUCGUCUACAAAGACUAGACUUCGUGAACAGAAACUGAAAUCAGAUUGAAGUGGUGGCAGCAUGCCAACUUACAUUUAUUCCGGCCUCCACCCCAGAGAUGGUGCCAUUCCUGUCCACACCUUUUUCUCGGUUGAUGGUGUUAAGCCUGUAGUAGCCAUGAAGGCCAGUAUCAUCAUUGAUGGCCAGAGCCUUCAACGGACUAAUUUGGAAGAGGUCUUAUCUAUGAUGAAUGCAUUUCAACAUUUCUCCAUCAAUAACAUAUACAAAACCAAACAGGAUUAUGAUUAUGCACUUUUAGUGGAGAAUUUGGAUAAUGACUCCAUCCCUGAUAAGCUAGCAGAUGGUAUUUCAGUGCCAGCAUCAUGCACUGGUAUCAUCAUUGACUAUAAUCCAAGGAAAAAAACAUACACAGUGGGUUGUGGCCCAUACAUCUUCACCAAUGUUGUCUCAGAAUUCAGCUGCACAGAUUCCUCAUCUGAGUUCCCAAGUGUUCAGGUUGAGGUGCAUAACAAAUCCAAUAGCAAUAUCUGUGAUCACAAGGUGGACAUUACCUGCAUGAUGGAUUGUAUACUUAAGGAUUUGCCAUCAUAUACUUCCUGUUGUACCAUGCAUGAACAGCAACACUCUCCUCAAGGAGCAUUGAUGCCUCUUGAACACAUUGAAGCAUCUGCUACAGAAAUCCCUGAAAAUGCACCAAACCAUCUGAAGACAAAAUGUAUAAGAAACUGCAGACCCUCAUCAAGCUCAGCCUGUUCAAUGAGAGACAUGCAUCAUGAACAGACUGAAGCAUCUGCCACAGAAAUAGCAGAAUGUGUACCAAACCAUCGGACAACAGACUAUUUUGCCAACUGCAAACCCUCCACAAGCUCAGCCUGUUCAAUGAGAGAUGAGGCUCUUUUUACAGGUGCAGAAGCCAUUAGCAAUUCCUGCACCCUUAUGUCACUUGAAGAGUUUGAGGCUUACAAGCCAACAAUCUCUAAACAGGAGAAGAGAAAUGAAUCUGCACUAAAAAAACUUACAGUAACAAUUGGAAAAAAAACAAACCUUUGAAGAUUAGAUAAGCACAUGAAUUCUCUCUCUCACUGAUGGAAUUUAUUAGAUCAAAAGUAUGCUGUACAAGUUGAAAUUACAAAAGAAGAAUUAAGAAUAUGCAAAGAAAUGAAGAGAAUAGUAAAAUCAUGCUAUUAAAGGAAGAAUAUUUAGAGCUGUAACAUAAGUGUUUAACACAAAAGUGAUGGAAUUCAAAAGAAAUGCAAAUGAGACGGAGGUUAAAUAAAACCCAUAUAGUGAAACUUUCUUGUGUUAAGUGUGUAAUUCAUGAAUGAAAAGGUGAAUGGGUGAAUAAUAUGAUAGAAAUAAGGUGGAUAGUGAAUACUGUGAAAAAUCUAAGACUUGUGAAGGAAAUAAAAGAUUUUAAUUACGGAAUAAUAAUGAAGAAAAUACCAGGAUGGGAGAAGAAAGUGUACACUAGACAUCUACAUGAAGAAAGAAUAGAAUACAAUGUAGUAUGUGGAAAGAUAUCAAAGAGAAUAAAAUUAUAGUUAUUGUAAUGAAUAUUGUAGAAAAGAAUGUCAUAUAGUAGGUGAUGCCAAAAAAAGUGUAUGAUCAAAACAAGUACUACUUGAGAACUCUAGUAUGAUGUGCAUGCUGUGUUGAUUUUAAUGAUGUACCCACUGUAAUUUUCAUUGUGUCAGUAAAAUAGGGACUAAAACAAUGAGUGAACAUUGUGUGAAUUGUGGUCAUAAGAUGUACCUAUAAUGGCAGAUUUAGAACUACUGAAAGCAAUCGAUAACCCAAUUAUAUGUAUGGCCUACAAAAAUAUACAAAACCAUACCAUACCUUUAUAACAAAAAAGAUUAUAAUAAAAAAUUAUAUAUAUAUAUAUAUAUAUAUAUAUAUAUAUAUAUAUAUAUAUAUAUAUAUAUAUAUAUAUAUAUAUAUAUAUAUAUAUAUAUAUAUAUAUAUAUAUAUAUAUAUAUAUAUAUAUAUAUAUAUUUUACCCAUGUUAUAUUUUAUAUCAAUGAUUGAUUGACCCAUUUAUUAUACAGGGGUACUUCAACGUAAGAGUGCCCCAACUUACGAGUUUUUUUGAGAUACAAGCUUUCGCUUGAAUGAUUUUUUACUUUGAGUUGCGAGCCAAAAUCUGAGAUAUGAGCAAGCUUCAGUUACACUGCAGCUAGUUAGCACAGCGAACGCCAUAUCUGCCCAGCAUUUCUCAUCUCAUUCGUUCACUUCAUGUGUAAACAUUUUAUACAUUUGUUAUUUAUAAAUAAAUUUACUUACAGUAAACUGAUAUAAUGAACAUAUAUGGAGAGAGAGAGAGAGAGAGAGAGAGAGAGAGAGAGAGAGAGAGAGAGAGAGAGAGAGAGAGAGAGAGAGAGAGGAGAGAG
This is a messenger RNA of Scylla paramamosain (green mud crab), 2507 nucleotides long. RefSeq lists its product as uncharacterized. Lineage: Eukaryota; Metazoa; Arthropoda; Malacostraca; Decapoda; Portunidae. The record is from RefSeq and is a predicted model, not a curated record. The transcript has 2 exons. The coding region runs from base 178 to 1167 and encodes 329 amino acids.